GGAAGGAAACCAUCGAUGUUUAUUACUUUUUUAUUGUAAAAUUCGUUGUUUUAUCUGUAUCUUUUUUAAAUUUAUUCACUUCAAAAUUUGGUUUCAACUGUUUUGUGUACCGCGUGUUUUAAAAUUGUUAUAGUUUUAGAAAGAAAACCGCUUGUAAAACGGAUUCAUUUUUCGUUCUGUGAGCCAUAGUUGAUGGCUGGUGUGAGAUUACCGUUACUCGAUGAGAAUGUCGACGGGAUCGUUCCCUGGGACGAGGAGGAUGAAGACUUUAAACUGCUAACGGAUAUCGAAGCGGCCGCCGAUACCGAUAUGGAGAUAGACCGUGGUGCCCGCGAAAUGGAACGGGAACAUGAAAGUCUCAUGUUCACCGACAACGAAAGUCUACCGGAAACGGUAUCGUCCGACAUGAGCAUGGACGGAAUAGUUUUAGAUUCUGACGACGAAGAUGCUCUGGAAGAGUAUUCGAUCUAUCAAGAGGCUAAAAAGAUUAAAAAACAAGCGGAAGCUGAAACGCAGGAACAAGAAGCGAUCGAAAACGGAAACUUUCACACUGGCGAAAGUGAACCGGAAAAGGAUCUAGAUGCCAUUAACCGACGGUACUUGGGCAAGGGAAACGUGUCCCAGAAACCUCAAACCAUGACCAGUGCGUCCGGUGAACUGGCAAUAUUGAAUUUAAGGAGACCGAUACUGCCCGCGAAACAGCUUCUAUGCAACUAUUUGAAGCGCAUGGAACAAGGGCCACUUCAAGGAGAAAACCCGAAACAAUCUAAGGAAAACAUCAACAGCCAGUUGAAAAUGUCGUCAUCAAACUUGGCGGUCGACACGAUUUUGGCGCCCAGCAAACGACGAGCGCUUUGCGAGAAAAAUGGAAAGUAAACCUGCUGUGACGAUCGGAUCUCAAGAAGAUCUUUAUUUGUUUGAGAUGAUCUAACAAAUUUUGAUAUCAUUAAGACCAAAUAUUCAAAUGUGAAUAAAAGAAAGACGUUUUUUUUUAUUCAUUUUUCCUUGAAAAUCAGCAGAAAAUCAAUUUUGAUAAAAUUACGAUCAAUGUGAUGCAGAACAUGUUGUAAACAAAUGCUGAAGAGAUGAGCUUGAUAGACGCAAAGCGAGAAAAUUUAUCACGUAAAUUGUUAUGGACUGCUGGUGUCUUCACUUACCCCGCUUUAUGGGGUAAGUGGGGACGGUAGAUUUGCCCUUUGAUUUCUCAGGAAAUUGUCAACAAAUUUGUGUUUUCUUGGUUGAAUAGUUACUUUAUUGCUUGAGCCGUCCAAAAUUUUGAAAAAAGUUUUUGGUACCUACUAUUAGUAAAGCAUCUUUCAAUGAUUAUUGAGUGUAAUUUAUGUU
This is a messenger RNA of Uranotaenia lowii, 1344 nucleotides long. RefSeq lists its product as uncharacterized. The coding region runs from base 193 to 876 and encodes 227 amino acids. The record is from RefSeq and is a predicted model, not a curated record. The transcript has 2 exons. NCBI's taxonomy places the organism in Eukaryota, Metazoa, Arthropoda, Insecta, Diptera, Culicidae.